Molecule: messenger RNA, 621 nt
Organism: Arctia plantaginis
Lineage: Eukaryota; Metazoa; Arthropoda; Insecta; Lepidoptera; Erebidae
Source: the annotation of a GenBank genome assembly
AUGGUAAAACAUAAGCGUGAAAGAAGCGUUAAUUUCACUCACGAAGAAACGGAUCUUCUAGUGUCGCUUGUAGAAGCAAAGAAACAAAUAAUUGAAAAUAAAAAAAGUGAUGCCGCGACUUGGCAAGACAAAGAAAAAGCCUGGAAGGAAAUUGAGACGGCAUUUAAUGCAUCAUCUGGCUCAGUCUUUCGCAACCACAAACACCUCAAGUUAAAGUAUGAGGCAAUGAAAAAGGAUAUAAGGAAGAAAAGAGCUAUGAUUCGAGCUGACCGAUGCAAAACUGGUGGCGGUAUGAGCACAACUCCAGUGCUUACACGUGCAGAGCAAAAAGUACAGGAGAUGAUUCGUCUCUCUAUUGAGGAAAAUGAAAGUUCUGAUUCCGAUGUGGUCUUGCCAUGUAACCAAAAGCCAAAAGAAAAAAAACCUAUGGAUAAAUUAAUAGAAGAAAAAUUUGAGAUAGCAAAAAUUCAAAAACAAAUUGUAAUAGAGGAACUGGAACAAAAAUUAUUACAGAGAAAAAUUUUAGAAAAAGAAUUAAAACACAAGGAUGUUAUGCACGAAUUAGAACAACAACACCUUCUUCUCAAAAUAGAAUUUUUAAAAAAGAAUUUAAGGGAAUAG